GAACUCGCGGGGGGAGCAGCGGGAGGUGGGGGCAGUAGUAGUAGUAGUAGUGGUAAAACUUCUACACAAAGUUGUACUACUUCUACUAGUACAUCACAUCAUGAACAAAAACCGCCAAUGAUCACGACCUCGCUUCGAGAAGAAAAGUGGGCGAAAUUGGCUUCCCUGCUGCUUUCCCGCGCGCAGUUCUCCGCGCACGUUAUCGGGCAGCGGCGGAAGAAGCACUUUGAAUCCUUGAAGCAGCAGAGAAUCCGCGUGCCCUUUUCGAACAAAAGGAUUGACAGGAAACGGUUCAACACGAUCUGGAAGCUGGCUCUGCCCCUCUUCGCGCACAAGCUCGUCUACCCGCUGGCGAAGAAUUUUACGCCGGUCGCAAGUGUGACAGAGAGCGUGACAAACGUUGUCAACACAGUUUUGAUCGAUCCCUGGACGGAGGUUUUCUGCGAGAUUCUGUCGCCGGAGUGGAUAAAAGACCAGGAGACGGGGAAGGCGAUGGAAAGCUGGGAGGGUGAAAAUCGUGUCCGCGGCGCCGACGCGCGGUUCUCUCGUAUUACAAUGAAAAUGCCCCCACGACCCCAGCACUUGGGAGCAUUUGUAAGUAUUGCAAACCUGCUUCACAAUGGAAACAUUCGCCGUCUUGCAUGUAUCAGCAUCACAGAUUUUCAAUCGUGAAUAGCAAAAAUCUGUAUUGCAAAAAAACCCAGCCAGGGCGGCGCUUGUCAUGCAAGGGCUGCUGUAUACGACUAGAAUCUGCAUCAGAAAGAUCCAUCGUCCUUUCAUGCAAGACAAAAAGUGUGCAUUUCGAAACUUCGCAUUACAAAUGGUUGCAACUUACGGGGUGGAGGCAUUUUUCACCGGAAUACUGCGGACAUUUUCUUCCUGGCAGAAGUACGU
Messenger RNA from Amoebophrya sp. A120, 894 nucleotides. NCBI's taxonomy places the organism in Eukaryota, Dinophyceae, Syndiniales, Amoebophryaceae. The record is from the annotation of a GenBank genome assembly.